Oryzias melastigma (Indian medaka) is the source of this 7617-nucleotide messenger RNA. It is a transcript of the gene fign, whose product is annotated as fidgetin. Gene Ontology annotation, molecular function: microtubule severing ATPase activity; ATP binding; ATP hydrolysis activity. Bases 1106 to 3367 code for a protein of 753 amino acids. The transcript is spliced from 2 exons. NCBI's taxonomy places the organism in Eukaryota, Metazoa, Chordata, Actinopteri, Beloniformes, Adrianichthyidae. The record is from RefSeq and is a predicted model, not a curated record.
ACGGCUCUCUUUGAAUUUGGCUCCAGUCAGAGAGAACAUGCGCAGUGAGCAGCGUGCUGCCUUCAGUCGGCGGAGCAGCUGUCCAAGGUUUGGAAUUCCAACAUGGCAGAGGCUGUGGUCAGUCUUCCGCUCACUUACUUGGAUUGGUUUCAAAUCGCGAGCAGCCGCGCUUGACCACAGCAGGCCGUUCAGCUGCGCUCUGGCCGGAUCGAUGCCGCUAUAAGCCCCGUCGUUGCCCUGUCACCUACACAGGUAAGCCCCGAUCUGUCUAUCAGUGAUGCGAGCGAUUUUAAAGAGGAACGGAGAGAAGCAGCUCGCGCGAGGAGACGCUCCAGCGCGCGUCACGCAGCCGCAGCGCUGUCUGCUGGCGUCUGUUUGCGCGCAGUCACUCUGCGGGUUUUCCCCCCUCCACUUGUCACGCCGUGGAAAUCAGACCGACUUUCUUUCUUAAUCCCCCCCACGUCUGAUCUGACCGCAGUCCGAGGAGGAAGCGUUACGCACGGCUGGAUCCGGUCUGACCCGCAACUUUUCCCGUAGAAGUUUUUGCAUGUCAGUCUGGAUAAACUUGCAGCUAAACAACUGCAAAGGCGGAGGUGACCGCGCGCACGGGCUCGCGUUUGCGCGCAGACUAGAGGAGAGGGGGGCAGCUGUUGACAAGUAAUCUAUUAAGAAAAUAAAGGGAGGGGGCACCGCGCGCGUUUUGCCUCUUCCUCUAAUGGGCGGCUUGAAGAAUGUGUGUUUUAUGUCAUCAACAGCCUCUCACAUGCUUCCUAUUCACUCCAACUCGCGCACGAAGUGACAGACAGGCUCCUGUCGGUGCCUCCAUGGCUCCUGACGCGCGUCUCCGUCCGCAGCUUUUCAUUUAAUUCCAACCUGACGUGCAAUUUUUUUAUUGCAUCUAAAUAAUUCUCGAUGAUCUUUAGCAGGAAGAAGGAAAUGAGAUGUGCGUCUUUUUUUUCUCCUUUUUUGGGGGGGUUCAAAGUUAUGAAUCGCUGAAGACAGAAGUGGCUGUAAUGAGAAGCAACCUUUGGAAUUCCUCCUCGUGAAAAUUCCGAUUCUGCUGUUUUUUUUCUUCCCCUCUCCUCUUGUUUUUAGGCUGGAAGACAUGAUCACUAGCACCAGUAUUUAUGGUCUAAAGAUGCAGUGGACCCCCGAGCACACACAAUGGGCAGAGCAGCACUUUGACAUCUCAUCCACUACCCGCUCUCCAGCACACAAAGUGGAGGCCUACCGGGGGCACUUACAGCGAACAUACCAGUAUGCGUGGGCAAACGAUGACAUCUCUGCAUUGACUGCCUCCAAUCUGCUUAAGAAAUAUGCAGAGAAAUACUCCGGGAUCCUAGAAGGCCCAAACGAAAGAGCUCUGCUGUGCUCGUACUCCGAUAGCACCGGCGGACUCAUGAAUGGACGGAAGUCGGAGAGCGAGUCGUGGCAGGAGGGGAUUUACCCAAUGAACUGUGCUCCAGAUGUUAUACCUGUGAGCAAAGCUGGAAUGACGGCUGCCCUGCCCCCCGCGGACGUCUCGGCUAGCAUAGGCAGCUCCCCGGGGUUGGCUAGCAGCCUGUCCGAGCCCAGCUACUCCAGCAGUAACUGUGGGAGCCACCCGGCCACCACCCUCCACUCGGGCAUUCCCUCUCAGGAAUAUACUGCCAGCUACAACGGCUCCUACCUGCACUCUAGCUAUAGCGGCCAGAGCACCCCAGCCCUCCCCUCCCCCCACCCGUCCCCUUUACACAGUGCCGGACUGCUGCAACCACCCCCUCCCCCUCCUCCGCCCACCUUAGUGCCGAGCUACAACGCCGGCUCUCCGAACAUUCCCAACUACAGUUACCCUCCCACGGGGUAUGCCUCGCAGACUGCCGUGGGCCCCGGUUACGGCUCUGGGGGAGCGCCUCCCCCUUCUGCGUACUUGCCGUCAGGUAUCGCGGCCCCUACACCGAUACCCCCCACCACACUACCCAGCUACACCUACCAGUCCCACAACCAUACCCCGAUCGCGCCGACACCCUUGAACAGCAGCACAUCCAACUCCUUAAAGCGAAAGGCUUUCUACAUGAGCGGACAUGGAGACAUGGACCCGGGCUAUGGCAACUUCAAUUACAACCAACCCCGCUCCUCACAGAGCCCCAUGUACAGAGUAGCAGACAGCAGCAUAUCGGACUCGAGCAGAGGCAGCGGUUUUGAAAGAAAUCCAGACGCAUCGUCGUUAGCUUUUAAGUCCACCAAACCGCAGAUGUCCUCUGAUCAGCAAAGGAAGUUUAAUUUGCACUCCGGCAGAGCACUAAGUCCCCCAUCCUAUGGCUCAACCAAAAGCUCUGUGGGGGAUCUCAGAACUGGUGAGCCGUACGGCAAAUUUGGAUCUCCCAUUAUGAGUGAGCAAACUGAAGAGCACAGACAGCAUCUCUCCCACUCCCUAACAGGGCCUGACAUCGGUUCAGCUACCUCGUCUGUUCACGCCGCAGAAGAACAGCUAAAAAACAGUGACUCAAACUUGGUGGAGAUGGUGACAACAGAAAUCCUCCAGCAAGGCUCUGCUGUGGACUGGAGCGACAUUGCAGGUCUUGAUAUGGCCAAAGCAGCUAUUAAGGAGGAGAUACUGUGGCCGAUUUUAAGGCCUGAUAUGUUUAGUGGACUUGCAACAAUUCCCCGGAGCCUCCUUUUGUUUGGACCUCAGGGAUCGGGGAGAUCACUGUUGGCACGCUGCAUGGCCAGCCACCUGGGAGCUGCUUUUUUCAGACUGAACGGCUCCACGCUGGUGACCAAGUGGCUGGGAGAAGGGGACAAGAUCAUCCAGGCGUCUUUCCUCGUAGCCCGGUGUCGUCAGCCAGCGGUAGUUUUCAUCAGCGAUGUGGAUCUGCUGCUUUCAGCUCAGCUCAGCGAGGACAGCCCCGUGAACCACCUCAAGUCUGAGCUCCUGAUCCAACUUGACAGUAUUCUUACCUCAGCUGAGGACCAAGUUCUCGUGGUCUGCUCCACCAGUAAUCCCGAAAAGAUCCCCGACUCCCUGCGGAGGUACUUCACAAAGCGAUUACUCAUCCCGUUGCCUGAUGGAACAGCACGCCAUCAAAUCAUCAGCCAGUUGCUCUCACAGCACAACUAUUGUCUUAGUGACAAAGAGAUGUCGCUGCUGGUUCAGAGGACAGAGGGACUUUCAGGACUGGACGUGGCUCAGCUGUGUCAGGAGGCUCUGAUUGGCCCUCUCCAUGGCAUGCCCGGUGCCGAGCUGUCAGGCAUCCACCCCAGUCAGAUGAGACCGGUCUCAUACCAAGAUUUUGACAAUGUAUUUUGCAAAUUCCAGCCAAGCAUAUCACAAAAAGAACUUGACAUGUACAACGAGUGGAAUAAAAUGUUUGGUUGCAGUCAAUGAAAGAGAACCAUUUCUAUGAACUGUGAGCAUAUGAAUACAUGAAAUAGAGAAUAGAAAAUUCCCCUACGGGCUUCAUUCAGAUGGUAAAAACAGUCUAAAGAAUUGCUCAAUGAAUAAAAAAAGAUGUUCUCGUUUUUUUUUUGUACAUAAAUAUAUAUAUGAUAUUUAUACAUAUAUAUCAAUAUACUGCUAAUCUUGAGAUUUAGUUGCUGUCAAGUGCCUGACAUGGUGCUGUUUAAGCGUUUUGUUUUUACCUUAUCUUCACACAGUUUUCAUUUGUGGCAUGUGCUAAUAGAGAAAAAGAAAAAAAGCUUUACGAUGUGACAAAAAAAGUUGUUUUUUUUCAUUGGAAGAGUGUUUUUUCAGCUGUGUCUGUUCUGUGCUCUCUGUGAACCGUUGUGGUUAAUUUGAGCUAAAUUAAAUCUAUUGGCAUCAUUUCAGUUGGGCUCCAUCGCCUUGCACUGGUUUCAUGUGUGCGUAAUCAUUUAAUUACAAGAACACUGACACACUUUUGUUCCAAAACAGUCGGAUAUGUUCAGUAGAAGUUGGAGUUGGUCGUUGUUGUAGCUUCUCCUUGUAACUGAAAACAAGUACUACUUUUUCCUUUUUUUAGUUAAAAAAAUGCAUUUUGGUAAAAGAAAAUAUAUCUAUAUAUUAUGGCGUUUUUUUGUUUUUUUUUAUGCUAUCUUUAUAAAAACUCAGGAAUGUAUAGUACCUCAAGAGCUUGUAAGUGCUAGGCUUGCAUUUGAAGUUUAAAUAUCAAAACACACAAGUCUUUAAUACCUCAAAAGGCUCAAAGUGUGACGGCUCCUAAAGUGAAUGUAUGAAGGUAAUGGUUGAUUAUCUGUGAGAUGUUUGUUUUUUAAGAGGAUUUCAUGUCUUUUGAGUUUGUUUUGUAUAAAAACUGACAGCUACUGUGGGGUUUUGGUUAUAUUCCCGUAUACAUUUGUGUUUUGAACAUUUUUUCUAGCUGUGAAAGGAAAACACGUCUUUGUGUUUAGUCCCUUGUUUUUGAGAGAUACGGCUGUUCAAGGGCAGUUUGGGGCAGCACGGAGAGAAAUUCAAAAUGCAAACAUCUUGGGUUGAGAAGGACAAAUGCCCUAAGCUUCUUUUUUCUGUUUUUUUUAUUAUGUCACUAUCUUCUGCUGCUGUUUUAUCAUUAGGAUUAUGUACAGCCUAAUUUCUUUUUCUACCUCAGUGUGUUUAUCUCUAGAAACAAAUUCAAAAAAAGACAGCACCUAUGAAAUUCCCAAAACGCAAUUUCCUGUGUGCAACAUCUAUCAGCUUUGCCUUUUGAUAACACUUUUUUCACCGUGUAAUCCAUCCAUUAUAAGAACACCACUUUGCCUUCAGCUAAUUUGAUCUUUACUAACAUAUACAGUUGCAUCAUGUUUGUUUUAGACAGUUGAGCCUGUGGUGUGAAGUGUAAAAGUAAAGGUUUUUUUCUGUGACAAAGUUUACAGUAGAAUUACUUUGACUGCACAAAGUUUUUUUUUUUUUUCUUUUUCUUUUGGAACACAUGCUGAUCAUCUGCACACAAAUUAGCUGACAUUACAUUUGUAGUGAUUCUUCAAUUUGAGUCGCUCCAUUUACUACCGUUAAUUAGUACACUUUCAAGAAAGGCAACAACCAAAAACCCACAUGAGACGCCAGAUUUACGAGAUCAGGUUAAAACGUAAUAAACGUAGGCAGCAUUGCAAGUAUUUAGUAAAAGAAGUGCGGAGGGGCUAAAGUUUUUCUCAUUUUUAAGGUAUUUUUAAGCAUGGUUUUACUGAAGGUUUUACUUUCUGCCAUUUAAUCAUCAUCAAUAGCUGCGUUUCCAUUGAAUAUGAAAUUGCACAAAUUGGAUUUGUGAUAAUAAAUUUGCCAACUGGAAACACGUCAAUUUUGAAAAAACUCGCAUUCAUCAAAAUAACCUUUUUUUUGCGUUUGGAGGAGGUGGUUUUCUAGGCGUAUUGAAAUUGACAAAUUUCGCUAAACUGCAAUAGAAGUUACUCUUUUCCCUAAUUAAGAGUCACGUGACCACUGCACAAGAGGUCCCACAGCGUCAAACAGCUCAUCAAAAGUUGAGUGUCAUUUGGAAUUGUUGGAUCCACAUGUAAAAUCAUCAACAAUGAUUUCCCAAAAUUGCCUCAUCCAUAGCCGCACCCACGUAACUUUCCGCUCCGUGGCCUGAACAAUUCACCGACGUCUCCUUUGAUAGAUGAUGAUGAGCGCAGAAAUUUGAAUGUAUCUGCUGUAAAUCAAAGAAAUGUUUUUUAAUGGCUUACUGCGUGUGUUUAUUAGCAUAAUUAUGGUUUAAUGGAAACAGUGUAAUUGCUAAAUUGUCUUUUUUUUGACAUUUCUAAAAUUUCAAUACAUUUUCCCUUAUAGGUGUGUAAUGGAAACGCAGCUAGUUAUAUAGAUUCCUGCUGUAUGAUUUGCCAUCACCUCAACAUCUCACUGUCACUGUGUCCGAAUUUUAAAUUGUUUUAGUGUUUGUCCUUAAUAAACCAGAUGGUCUUAAAAAAACGACACACAACUUGCGUUAAAUGACUAACAGAUGACACAUGGAGAACACUUUAAACUUCAAUCAUUGUUAUUGAUUAUCUAAACACUGUUGGGUUAGAAUGGAAAUUAAAAUUAGAUGAUUCAAGCUAAAAAUAUUACAAUAAAUAUUACUAAAUUCCAUCUUUGCCAAUACAAUGGCAUUUUAAUUUAACAUUAUAUUUGCAAUUUUGCCUUUAAAGUAAAAGUAAUUCUUUAGAAAAGGUUAUUUUCCAAAGAAAUUGAUUUAAAUAUUUCGGAUUUUCCCUAAAACCAAAGUCAAUAUCUUUUUUUUGGUGUGAUAAACAGGACUAAAAUGGGACAUGUGAGUCCAGUAUUCUGCCGCAAACAACACAGUUUUUCUUAAAAAAUGAAGGUUUUUCCCAUCAAACACUGGAAGUUGUUUUUUUUUAAAUAUGUUUGUGUAAAAUGUAGGCGAAACAUGACUUCUACUCUUAUGUGGCAAUUAAAAAAAACAUGGUAUUCCUUUGUAGUUGUGGUCCAAAAAAAAACAAACAAAAAGCACAGACAUGGCAGAGUCAAACUGCCUUUUGUCCCACUACAAUACAAGUUCAGAACACAAUUAAUAAAAUAUAUAUAUAUAUUUAGGGGGUGUUUUGAAGUCCAUUGACAAGCACAGAUUUCACAACUUCAUCCAAGUUGUAUGUAUGCGAACAUGUAUGGGAACUCUCAAACGAAGCAGUACUAAUUGUCUCCUAGACAACAGAAGGUCUUGUCAUGUACUCUGUGUUGUUCCCGUCUGUCUUGCAGACAUAAGCGGAGUUACAUUUGUAUGAUUGUUUUAACUGUCAUAACAACUGGAGCGUAGGAAGCCGUACGGCCAAAGCGGUUUCACACCCAUCAAGACAAUGCUUGAUAUUUUAGAGGCUGUAUAAGUUCUAAUCAGCAGCGCGUAUGUCACAAAGAGAUUCACGGGAACAAAUAAGACUUGAUAGGACUUUUAUUUAUAAGCACAUCAGAUUUCACACUGGCACAAAUUUCGAUAUUUAAAUCUUUUUUUUAUUAUCAUUGCUGUAUUUCUGUGACGGUCGAAAUAUGGAUUCCAUGAAAAUCUGCUGAACUUUAUGACCAUUUCUACCUCAUUGCUACAUAUGUACUGUUGUUGUUUUUCAUUUUGAAUGUCAUUCGUUUAUGGAUUUUUUUUUAAUUAGUUAAAAUGUUGGCUUAAGAAAAAGAAAAAAAAAUAAGGUAAAGAUUGUGCUGAAGUCAGACAUCGACAGAGGAGGCGAAUUUUACAAGUAACCGAAGAAAAAAGGCACCUUGAGGCUAAAGAUGAAGUUAACCUGCACAACCCGAUCCACGGUUUAUUUACAAUGACAGACAAACUGCAAUCUCUUCAAGGUCUUAGAUGGAAAAAAGUCUUUUCCUUGGAGAAAAAGUGGAAUUGCUUUAAUCCUCUGUGCAUUCUUGUAAUUCUAUGUAAUUUGUGCGAUUACAAUUCAACAGUCAAGUAUGAGGGACAAACCUUUUGCUAUAAGUAUUUUGAAUUUUUACUCUGCAUAGACAUGUACAGAAAUCCAACUUGCACAUAGCUGUAUGUAUUGUACAUUUGCUAUUGGUUUACAGCAAACAUACAAAAUGCACCACAUACAUGUUUAUAUGUGUGUAUGUAUUGCCAUAUUUACAGUACAGUCAAUUUCUUUGUAUUUUCAUUUCAAAGGUUAUUGAAAUACUGAAUAAAGGCGGUUUGCUUCUUAAAAUGA